Phytophthora sojae is the source of this 2178-nucleotide messenger RNA. RefSeq lists its product as hypothetical. Gene Ontology annotation, molecular function: protein phosphatase regulator activity. Gene Ontology annotation, biological process: signal transduction. Gene Ontology annotation, cellular component: protein phosphatase type 2A complex. The record is from RefSeq and is a predicted model, not a curated record. Lineage: Eukaryota; Oomycota; Peronosporomycetes; Peronosporales; Peronosporaceae. The transcript is spliced from 4 exons. Bases 1 to 2178 code for a protein of 725 amino acids.
AUGGCGCAGCGCGGGGACAAGGGCGCCAAGGGCGAGAAAAGCGGCUUCUUCCGCAAGAUGUACUCGUCCAUCGGCAGCUCGUCGCGGCAGCAGGCGGCCAACCGCCACGACAAGGACAAGCGCAGCGACAGCACCAGCAGCGGCACCAGCAGCGGCUACAACCAGGGCAGCCCCAGCGACGGCGCCACCACCAGCAGCGGCCACAGCGCCAACGGCGGCGGCGGCCUGCAGAACUUCGUCAAGCACCACAGCUUCAACGGCCACAUGCCCUUCUCGAGGGACGACCCGCGCUCGGCGGGCGCAGGCGACCCGCACCAGAGCCUGCUGUCCAAGCGGCCGAGCCUCAUCGUGCCCUUCUCCAACCAGCAGCAGCUGGGCAACGGCGCGGCCGCCAACGCCGCGGACGGCGUGCAGAGCUACCUGGACGACUUCCAGGCGCCCAUCUCCAAGUCGGGCGUGCUCAUUAAGCAGGCCAACCACUUCAAGACGUGGAAGAAGCGCCUCAUGGUGCUCAAAGGCCACUCGCUCUUCUACUACGUGUCGGGCACGUCUGGAGAGGACUCGUACCCGCGCGGCGUCAUCCCGCUGCAGGGCGUCAGGAUCACGCCCAUUGACUCGGCCAGAUUUAAGAGGCAGAACUGCUUCGAGAUCUGUCACCCGGGAUACCGUCCUAUCUACCUGAUGGCUAAAAGCGAAGCGGAUUUAAGCGUCUGGAUGAGCAGUUUGACGUCGGCUGCGAUGCCGACGACGGCCGACCGGAAAAUGCUGCUGGUGACGGAGCCGCUGGAGUCGCUGUUUAAUACGCCCGCGCUGGAGGAUGCUGUGCCCUACAAGCGGACUUUCUACUUCCGGCAGAAGGUGGCUUUCUGCAUGCCGCGGAAGGAGGAUUCAGGGUACACGGCUGUGGAACUCUUCGACCUGAACGAGAAGCGGCUGACGACGCUGUGCGACCUCAACAGCUACUGCGACUCGUUCCCGAUGAUCUUGGACGACCCACAGCUUUUCGUGGAACUGCUACAUGUGGUAGGGUGCUACAUUUUCAGGCCGUUCGCAAAGCUGCAGUCGACGUCGCCCGGUAAUAUCUUUGUGGAGGAGCCGAGCCCGGAGGAGACGAGUAUGUUGGAGAACCCGAUGGACAAAUAUUCGGAAUACACGACGGAGGAGCAGCUGUGGGGACUGCUCUCGGCCUGUUACGACCUGUUGCUAAAGGCGAUCGAGCACAUUGACAAGUUAGAGAAGCACGUGCGCAAGGAGUUUUUCCCCCUGCGGUUCAUCGCGCAGCUUGUCAAUCUGUUCAAGACGCCGUCGUUUAAGGAGCGGCAGCGGCGGUCGGCCAUUCGCAAGGAAAUCGCCAACACGUUCUACGAGUAUAUUUAUGAGACGUCGAACCACUACGGCGUGGCGGAGCUGCUGGAGAUCCUCGGCAGCAUCGUCAACGGCUUUGCGUGCCCGAUCAAACAGGAACACGUGGUGCUGCUCGAGAAGGCGCUGAUCCCGCUGCACUCCACGCCCGCCUUCAUCUCGUACCACCAGCAGCUCGCGUACUGCAUGAUCCAGUACGUGUCCAAGGACCAUACGCUCUUCACGCCCAUCGUCCGUGGCUUGCUGAAGUACUGGCCCGUGGGCAACUCGUUCAAGGAGGUGAUCUUCAUCGUGGAGUUUGAGGAGAUGCUGGAGCACGUGUUGGCGGAGACGGACUUUGACUCGAUUUCGCCCAAGCUGGCGCGGAGAUUGGGGCAGUGCAUGAUCAGUGACCAGUUCCAGGUGGCAGAGCGCGCGAUCUCGUGCUGGAGUUCCCCGGCGUGCUUGCGCAUCAUGAACGAGUACGAAAAGUUGGGGCAGGGCAUGUUUGACGUGAUCAAGCCGUUCUUGCAGCGGGCAAUAACAGGCCACUGGAAUACGCUGAUUCAGCAGAAGGCGCAGGAGACAUACACGAUGUACUACAACAUGGGUUACGACACGGACGACGUCUCAACGGCACCAUCCGCACUUGUAUCGGACGGGAAAGUAUUGGAUAGCAGCGCCAAGACGGAGGAGUCGGACCCGGACGAGGAGGCCAACAACUCGAGCGAGGCGAACCUGUCGAUGGCGAUCCGGCUGUCGGCUUCAAACGCAGUAGAAUCAUUAGACGUCGUGCUGUCGGACGAGGACGAAGACGAGAAGCCGGACGCGUCCUAG